AUGGUCGCGCCGGAGGUCACACUCACGCAUUUGAACCGCGCAGACGGCUCGGCGACAUACACACACCACGGCUACUCCAUCAUCGGCGCAGUCAAUGGCCCCAUCGAAGUACAGCGCCGCGACGAGCAGCCCGAGGAAGCCACAUUGGAAGUCAACGUGCGACCUUCUGCAGGCGUAGGCAGCACGUCACCUCUCCACAACACGCGAGUCCAGCUACUGACCCUUCGCCAGCACCACGCGAACGCCACCUGGAAACGCUACUGCACACCACGCUCCGCAGCAUCAUCCUCACACGCCUCAUCCCGCGCACGCUCGUGCAGGUCACGCUGCAAGUGCGCAGCCUCCCCGAGGAAGACACAUCGACCGGCGUCAACACCAGCCUGACGCUGCUCCCGCACCUGCUGCACACGGCGCUGCUCGGCCUGCUGUCCGCCUCGAUCCCGCUCGCCACGACGCUGACGAGCGUCCUCGUCGCCUACCCCUCCGCGUCGACCAAGAGCUCCACGCCGCUCCUCGCGCCCACGGCGAACGAGCUGCUGCGCGCCAAGCCCGUCAGGUCGAUCCACGUGUUUGCCUUUUCGGGCGACCGGCGACUGCUGCUGGACGAGAGCGAUGGGAGGUUCGGCUACGACGAGUGGGAGGAGGCGAGUGAGCUGGCAGAGGAAGCGUGCUGCAGAGAGGAGGACGAGGGGGGUGUGAGUUUACGAGACAGCAUGGAGGUGGACGGGGGGGUGCAGAGCAAGAAUCUGCACCAGUGGCUGCGGGGGAUCGUGGCGACGAAGGUGGCGUACGAACAGAGGUGGAAGAGCGCCACGUGA
Messenger RNA from Ascochyta rabiei, 818 nucleotides. Its product is annotated as exosome non-catalytic core subunit rrp46. NCBI's taxonomy places the organism in Eukaryota, Fungi, Ascomycota, Dothideomycetes, Pleosporales, Didymellaceae. Gene Ontology annotation, biological process: U4 snRNA 3'-end processing; nuclear mRNA surveillance; poly(A)-dependent snoRNA 3'-end processing. The record is from RefSeq and is a predicted model, not a curated record. The coding region runs from base 1 to 384 and encodes 127 amino acids. The transcript has a single exon. Gene Ontology annotation, cellular component: nucleolus; nuclear exosome (RNase complex); cytoplasmic exosome (RNase complex).